Molecule: messenger RNA, 1005 nt
Organism: Drosophila innubila
Lineage: Eukaryota; Metazoa; Arthropoda; Insecta; Diptera; Drosophilidae
Product: carbonic anhydrase 2-like
Exons: 5
Coding region: 102-950 (282 amino acids)
Cellular component (GO): cytoplasm
Molecular function (GO): carbonate dehydratase activity; zinc ion binding
Source: RefSeq, a predicted model, not a curated record
UUACCUAUUUAUCAUGCAUGUAAACGUUUUAAUUGUGAGUUAUUAAUGGCUGUUGCAAUUCACUUCAGUUUAGAAUCGGUUUUUUAGCUAACAACAACAAGAUGAUAUUGUACUGCACUAUACUUCUAAACAUUUUUAGUGUCAUUAGAAGUGAGUAUAACUAUGAUCAACAAGGUGCUGACUGGACGGGAACAUGCCGCUAUGGCAGAAAUCAAUCGCCUAUAGAUUUAACACAGAAACAUGCCACCAUGAAACAUCUACCCCGCAUAGAAUUCGAAAAAUAUGAUUUAGCACUGAGAACACCAUUACUGUUGGUCAACAACGGUCACACAGCGCAUAUGGAACUCCCACCUGUCGGCCAUAUUAAAGGUGGAAUGUUGCGAGGGAAAUUCGUUCCUCAAAGUGUGCACUUUCAUUGGGGUUCCCUUAUUAGCAAGGGAUCCGAGCAUGCCAUCAAUAAUGAACGCUAUGAUGCCGAAAUUCACAUUAUUCAUAAGAACUCCCGAUAUUGGGACAAGAGUGUAGGCGAAGCCAGCCAACUUCCGAAUGGUAUUGCCGUUCUGGCAGUCAUGAUUAAAAGUGUGCUUCGCGAGGAAGAGUCUGAACUCAACAAGGUAUUUGAAGCAUUGCCACAAAUUAUCCCAUAUAAAUCCAAUACGACGAUUUAUGGACGGCUAACUAUGAAACAGUUGCUGGGCAAUAUUGAUACUGGAAAAUUUUACACAUAUAAGGGCUCAUUGACCACACCUGACUGCACAGAACUAGUCACCUGGACGGUGUUUAAAGAAGUCGUUUCCAUUCGACUAAGUCUGAUUGCGAAUUUUUGGAGCCUGACCAACUCACACGGACAACCCCUAAUAAAUAACUACCGUGAACUUCAGGAUAUUCACAGGCGAAAAGUUUAUUACAGAUCUUGUGAUGUGCUCAAAAAACUUUUAGAUUGGUGGUAAAAUGGUGCGAUAAGUUUUAUAAAUUAUACAACAAAAUUUAUAGACGCUCCAACUC